Molecule: messenger RNA, 477 nt
Organism: Neltuma alba
Lineage: Eukaryota; Viridiplantae; Streptophyta; Magnoliopsida; Fabales; Fabaceae
Product: S-norcoclaurine synthase 2-like
Exons: 2
Coding region: 1-477 (158 amino acids)
Biological process (GO): defense response; abscisic acid-activated signaling pathway
Cellular component (GO): nucleus; cytoplasm
Molecular function (GO): signaling receptor activity; abscisic acid binding; protein phosphatase inhibitor activity
Source: RefSeq, a predicted model, not a curated record
AUGUUUGGAAAAGUUGAGCAUGAAGCAGAGUUGAACGUGCCGGCAAUCGAGGCGUGGGAUCUCUUCAGUUCGCUUCGGAUCGGAAAAAUUCUGGAAAAAGAGCUCUCCAUUUUGCAGAAGGUCGAAGUCCUUGAAGGUGAUGGAGGAGUUGGAACCAUCCAGAAACUUACAUUUAAACCAGGUUUUGAAGGACCGGCAGGCUACAAAGAGAAAUUCACAAAGAUAGACAACGACAGACGGAUAAAAGAAGUAGAGAUAGUGGAAGGAGGAUACUUGGAGUUAGGGUUUUCUGCGUUUAGGGUUCGAUUAGAAGUGAUAGAGAAAGGAAAAAAUUCAAGCUCUGUCAAAUCAACAAUGGAGUAUGAGUUCAACGAGGAGGCUGCGCCUGUUGCUUCUCUCAUCAACUCACAAGUUUUGGCUGAGAUUGCUCUUAUUGCCAAAACUCAUCUCAACAAAAACAAGCCUCCAGCAACCUAG